AUGGCCGGCGACCCGAGUGCUGGUCCGUCGCCGCGGAAAUUCAAGGCAUCUGAAUUGCCGCUGCCAUCGGCGACACGGGCAGCAAUCGAAUCCCUGGCACAUAGCUUCAAGAAAGAAGGCGCCUAUGACUCGAUAAGGAAGCAAGUUUGGGACAAGUUUGAAGCUAGUGAUUACGAGGCUCAAGUUACAAAAGCGAUUCUCGAGGUUGCAGAACAAGAAGUCGAGCGCAAUCCGCAUCAACUCCUCACCUUGGACCGGAGAAAAGCUGCAGCGCUGAUUGAUGGCGCAUUGGAACGAUCGGGCGUGUAUCACAAGGCUGAAGAGGUCAUUGGGAAGCUGAUUGAUGUCGAGGCGAUUGAGCAAAGCAUUCGGGGAAUUAGGCGAGCAGAGAUUGGCCAGGAAGAGGCCGGCGAAGAACAGGAACGUGGAGCAAAAACCGACGAGGAUUAUGCUGCCGACACCGCAGCCAAGCAAGCCGAGCGUGAAAGGGUGCGAGACGAGCUGAGGCAGAAAGAGGCAGCCAUUGAAGAGGAAAAGAGGCGUAUCGCUAAGGAAGAGCGCCGUCAAGAAGAAAAGGAACGCGAAAAGGCUGAGAUCAAACGCCAGGAAGAACGAGACGAGCGGCGGCGGAAGCGAGAGAAGGAUCGUGAAGAGAGAGAGCGACUGCGUGACUUAGAGCGAGAACAAAGGCACAAGGAGCGGGAGAAGCGAGAAAGGGACGAUAGGGAUACUGAUCGAGACAGAGACAGAGAUCGGGAUAGAGAUCGAGACAGGGACAGAGUCAGGGACAGGGACAGAGGUCGCGAUCGAGAACGGGAACGAGACCGUGACCGUGAAGGCGAAAAUUCACGUAAAGAAAACGCGGUUCUGCCCGAGGAGUUGAAGAAAAAGAUGUCCAAAGAGGACCAUGAGCGGCUGGAACAGGAAGCUCUGGCCGAUCUUUUGCGUGAAAGCAGCAAGUCGACUCGCGCAAAGCUCGAAAUGGAUAUCGAUUCCACCUUGGCCCCCCCUCCUAGAAAGACUGGCCCAGCCUCAGCUAUCAACCCGAUCCGAAGGGAUUCUUCGAAAACCGCCGAGUCCAGAAAACCCAUCGAAAGAAGGGACUCAAAGUCGUCCAUGGACCCGAAACCAUCCGGAUUGAGAGAAGAGCGUCAUUCCAGUAGAAGUCCGCCCCGAGCUCAUGACGCGGAUCUUGAUAGAGCCAAGGACCGAGAUCGAAGCCACCAAAGAGACACUGAUGAUCGACGUCGCCGUGAUCAUCGAUCCGACUCGCCAAGGCGGGACCGCAGUCGUUCCAGAAUCAGGGAUAGGCGGGAUAGGAGCCGCUCAAAGUUGAGGAGGGACAGAAGUCGAUCUCGGCCGCGAAGGGACGAUAGACGCGAACGAAGCCGCUCGAGGCCUAAACGGGACCGCUCUGCUAGAAGCAACUCACGACGGCGAGUUCCAAGCCGGUCACGGGCUCGAUCUACUAGGCGCGAGAGAAGCCGGUCACGAGCGAAACCCGACCGCCGGGACCGCAGUAGGGAGCGUAGCCGAGACCGUCGAGACCGUUCACGCUCGCAUUUGCGAACAGACCGUCGGGAGAGAAGCCGUUCACAUGCUGCUCGACGAAACCGCAGCCGGUCAAGGGAUAGUCGCCGUGGUGUUGGCGUUGGUGUUGGUGUUGGUGUUGCAGAUUCUUACUAUCCUACUAGGUCAGACGCUCGAUCACCUCGCCGCCGCAGCCGUGAUCGAUCUGGCGAUAGAGAUAAAGAUCGAGAUCGAGAAAAGGAUCACAAAGAACGAGAGCAAGAAAGAGAUCGCACGCGGGAUCGACGAAGCCGAUCGCGAUCUCGUCCCGGCUCAUCAACUGUGCCACAUGCAGCUACCAAAGAUGAGCUCGAAGAGUGGAAACUCGAGGAAGUCAAAAAGCGGGAGAAGGAAGCCAAGGCUUACCUGGCGGCUCAGAAGGACGCCAGAGCGAAAGGCUUGCCAAUCCCCGGGGUUGAUGACAAGAAGAAUAGUGGUGAGAAGACACUUGCGACACGACACAAGGGUGAUGGACAAGCAGUUGACAGAUAUGCUCCUGGAGCCCGGGACGAGAGACUUAGGAGCAGAUCGCGCAGCAACAGUCGGGACAGGAACCGGUUCCGCGAACGAGACAACCGAGACCGAGAUAGGGACAGGGAUAGGGACCGACGAGACCGCGAUAGAGACCGCGACCGAGAUCGUGACCGAGACCGAGAACGCGACCGAGACCGUGAUCGACGAGAACGUGAACGGGACCGCAGCCGGGACAGAGACCGAGACAGAGAUCGAGACCGAGAUAGAGACAGAGAUCGCGAUCGAGACCGUGAUAGGCGCAACAGACGAGAUCGCAGCCUAUCGCCUCGCCGAGAGAGACAUCGCAGCCGAAGCCGCCGUCGGAGUAGGAGUCGAUGA
Molecule: messenger RNA, 2421 nt
Organism: Trichoderma atroviride IMI 206040
Lineage: Eukaryota; Fungi; Ascomycota; Sordariomycetes; Hypocreales; Hypocreaceae
Source: RefSeq, a predicted model, not a curated record